Messenger RNA from Dioszegia hungarica, 1776 nucleotides. RefSeq names its product major facilitator superfamily domain-containing protein. The record is from RefSeq and is a predicted model, not a curated record. NCBI's taxonomy places the organism in Eukaryota, Fungi, Basidiomycota, Tremellomycetes, Tremellales, Bulleribasidiaceae. Gene Ontology annotation, molecular function: transmembrane transporter activity. The transcript is spliced from 12 exons. Bases 1 to 1776 code for a protein of 591 amino acids. Gene Ontology annotation, cellular component: membrane. Gene Ontology annotation, biological process: transmembrane transport.
AUGUCGACCCCUCUACCCGGCCGGAAACCCUCAGACACGCCUUCCUCCACCCUCGAUGGCAGCUACUCUGACGACAAGUCCUCCAUCGAAGUACCGACCCCACCGAACGGUCAGCUCGCCCCUCUGCCUCUCGCCACCAAGGAAGAGACCAGCUCUGGUUCCGCCCUGGCCGUGUGGCUCUUGCAGACCCUCCGCAUCCGGCCCAAGGGUCGAGAGCACCUGAAUGAGCUUGACGCCGUCGCGACGCAGCCGAGCGUAUUCGACACGGAUCAGGCGGAAGAGUACCAGAAGCUGCUCAUCUCGCCCGAAUGGGAGAACUUUGAGGCGUUCGACCCGAGCUUCAGGUGGACAUGGCGGGAAGAACGCCAGACUCGGCGGAUCAUUGACUGGAAGAUCAUGGGCUGGGUGGCGGUCAUGUUCUUUGCGCUCAACGUGGACCGAGGGAAUCUAGGGAAUGCCGUCUCGGACAAUAUGCUCGAUGAUCUCAAGUUGACACAAGCGGACUAUAACCUGGGAAACACACUCGCCAAGCUUGGGUUCCUCCUCGCUGAGCUCCCUUCGCAGCUCAUCUCCAAGCGUCUCGGCCCCGACAGGUGGAUCCCCAUCCAGAUCUGCUGCUUCAGCUUCAUCUCGGCCAUGCAGUUCUUCCUCACCGGUCGGGGGUCCUUCCUUGCUACUAGGUUCUUGAUUGCGGUCUUCCAGGGUGGCUUCAUCCCCGAUAUCGUCCUGUACCUGAGCUACUGGUACCCCAGUAGGCAGCUGCCGUUGCGUCUUGCCUUCUUCUGGGUGGCAGCCGAUUUCACUGGAAUCUUCCGGGGCUUUGCGGCGGUCGGUCUGCUCAAGAUGCGUGGUAUCGCAGGCGCGGCAGGCUGGCAGUGGCUCCUCCUCAUCGAAGGUCUCUUGACUCUCCUCAUUGGUAUCGCCUCAUUCUUCCUUAUGCCCACCGCCCCCGCCAAGACCAAAGCGUGGCACCGUCCCAAAGGCUACUUUACCGACAAGCAAGUCAAGAUUAUCGUCAACAGCGUAAUCCGGGACGACCCGGGCAAGGCGGGCAUGCACAAUCGCCAAGCACUCACAGUCAAGAUGAUCCUGAAGGGUCUGGCAGACUACGACAUGUACCCGCUAUACCUCAUCGGUCUCCUCUUUGGUAUCCCCGGCUACCCCGUCGCGAGCUACCUCACCCUCUCAUUCCGCGGUCUCGGCUUCAGCGUCAUCGAUACCAACCUCCUCACACUCCCAUCCACCGCCUGGUCCAUCAUCAACUUGCUCGGAAUCACCAUCGUCUCCGAACUCGUCGAUAACCGGUCGUUCGUCUCGGCCGCUCAGAACAUAUGGUGGUUGCCCAACUUUAUAGCUCUGGUCGCGGUCAACAACCCCUCUUCUUGGCAGUACUUUGCCAUCUCGACUGUACUUCUCGCUUAUCCCUAUGUCCACGCCAUACAUGUGGCAUGGACCAGCAGGAACUCUGGCUCAGUCCAGACAAGGACAGUCGCAUCAGCCGCAUACAAUAUGAUGGUCCAGGCCAGUGCUAUGAUUGGGGCAAACAUCUAUGUAGCCGAAGAUGCUCCGCGAUACUUUAGCGCCAACAAAGGUCUCAUCGGCUUAAUCGUCUUCAACAUCGUCGCUCUGUAUCCCGGUACCUACUUCUACUAUCGCUGGCGCAACGCCUCCAAGGCUAAGAUCUGGGAUACGUACACGGAGCAACAGCGCACCGUGUACCUGCAGACCACGACGGACGUGGGCAAUAAGCGAUUGGACUUCAGAUUUGCCCUGUAG